Molecule: messenger RNA, 2679 nt
Organism: Betta splendens (Siamese fighting fish)
Lineage: Eukaryota; Metazoa; Chordata; Actinopteri; Anabantiformes; Osphronemidae
Gene: ccr6b
Product: chemokine (C-C motif) receptor 6b
Exons: 3
Coding region: 1110-2201 (363 amino acids)
Biological process (GO): immune response; chemotaxis; G protein-coupled receptor signaling pathway
Cellular component (GO): membrane
Molecular function (GO): chemokine receptor activity
Source: RefSeq, a predicted model, not a curated record
UGGCACAAAAAAGGUUGGGAGCCUCUUCUCUAGAUUACUGAAUACUAUUUUUUGCCACAUAUGCGACAUAUACUUCAGAUCAAACACAAACAUCUUCAUCAACUAGACACCAAAGUAAAGAUCUAAGAUACCACUUGAAACCGAAAUAAUUAUUUUUCAACAAAACCUGAGGUUUGAGGGCAUGCAAGGCAGUUUCUGCAUGUGGGAUGCUUGCGGGAAUACACCUGCAUGUAGGUUCAAAGAGAGAAAGUGAGACUGAGAGUAGGAAGCAUGCUUUCAUUGGGUCUUGUGUAAAACUGUACUUCAAAUAUGUUACAGAGAUUAUAUUUUAAUGUUUUCUUCAAAGUAGGCCUCGAUGACCUUUCUGCACAUUUCACAAUUUUGCAAAGACCAAAAAUGUUACUCGAUCAGAGCUUGAAGAGUUCUCUGGAGAUGGGACAGGCUGCCAGAAACAUGAUUUCUCAGAAACAUGCCUCAGCACAUUUUUCUAGAUGCUCCAGCGUAUGUGAGAUUAAGGUGACAGUUGUCAGAACCAUCAUCCAAAUGUGAGAUUUAUAGUUGCACAUUUUCUCUUUAAAAGAUAAAAAAAUGUGCAAAAAGUGAAUGGGUCUGAAAAGUUUCUCAUGUGAUUGAUACAGUACAUGUGGUUUAGACACAUGUAAAGACGAAGUGAAGCUGAUGAGGUUGAGAGAAAUGACAGAAAACUUAAAUAAAAUGUUCAGUGAGGACAAUGUGGUAUUUAGUUACAGGAACCAUAAGAUGAGGAGGGCAUGUGAAUAUAGGUGGGGAGCAGUCAAAGAUUUUGAGAUCGAAAGCAGGAAGCUGUGUGAACACACACAGAAGCAGAGCUUGUAAGAUUGUGGCUUUAUCUUUAUCUUUUCAGACCAGUUUGAGCCCACAGAACUCGCAACAUAAAGCUUGACUGAGUAAGAGGACGAUACAGCUUUUGUUUAGACUUCGCCUCAUCUUACCCACAGGUGUAAAAACACACUGAGGAGUCACUCUGAAAGGCACUAAAUGUCUAAUGGGGGAGAAAUUGGGUCACUACCAGAGGAAGAGCUGAACUAGAACAUUUUGGCUUUCAUCCUGUACACAGACAAGUAUUCAAGAUGGAGAGCACUGAGUCAUGGACAGCGUAUAAUUACACCGGUUUAGACGAUGAAGAAGAAGGCCUCUGCAACCUGGACCCCAACCCAAUGGAGGUCACCAUUCAAACCUACAUCCACGGAAUCAUCUGUGCCUUCGGCCUGAUCGGCAACCUUCUUGUAAUCAUCACCUACGUAUUCUACAAAAGAACCAAGACGAUGACAGAUGUGUAUCUGUAUAACGUGGCUGUGGCAGAUCUGAUCUUUGUAGUGGCUCUGCCUUUUAUUAUAUACAACGAGCAGCAUAGUUGGUUAAUGGGUCUUGCAGUUUGCAAGAUGCUGAGAUCAGCCUACAGCAUCAACCUGUACAGUGGAAUGCUUCUGCUGGCGUGCAUUAGUGGCGAUCGCUACUUCGCCAUAGUUCAGGCAAGAAGGUUUUUUGCGGCUCGCUCACGCACUCUGAUCUACAGUCGUCUUAUCUGCUCAGGUCUUUGGGUGAUUGCAGUGACUUUAACUGUGCCCACACUCAUCUACACUGAACGCUAUGAAGAGCACAAUCUAUGGUCUGUGUCUGUCACUGUGACUUGUCAAAUGACUUUCAGGACAAGUGAAAAAGCAAAGCUGAUGAAGGUGCUGGUUCCCAGCCUUCAAAUGGCAGUGGGCUUCCUUCUGCCUCUGGUGGUUAUGGUAUUCUGCUACUCCAGCAUUGUGUACACCCUGCUGAGAGCACAGAGCACCAAGAGGCACAAGGCUGUCCGCGUGGUCCUGGCAGUUGUUGUGGUCUUCAUUGUGUGUCAGCUUCCAUAUAAUGUGGUUCUUCUCUUUCAUACCUUGUCUCUUUUUAAGGAGAGGGAUUGUGAGGAAGAACAAUUUAGACUCCGGGUUCUGGCCAUUUCCCGGAGCAUAGCAUACCUCCACUGCUGUCUCAAUCCCAUCCUCUAUGCCUUCAUUGGCGUGAAGUUCAGAAAUCACUUCUGGCAAAUUAUGUUUGACCUUUGGUGCCUUAGUAAAAAAUAUAUAUACUCCGCUCGCUCAUCGCGUGCAACAACUGAAAUAUGCAUAUCAGGGUCCAAGCCUUCAGAAGGCUCCAACCACCUGUCGUCCUUUACUGCAUGACUGGGUUUAUGCCAAGGAAGCAGGAGCCUCUCACCUUCUCAAGUUCUGAUGUAGGUCAAAGAUGAAAGCAUGAGUGUCAUUUUAUAUAGGGUGAAUUUUAUAUGCAAAUAACUUUAGUAAAUAACAAAUAACUACAGUAUUUUUAUGUGUUUGUGUAGCUGUAGCUGCUUGUGUUCUAUGAGACUGAAUGAAGUGCACAAAAUAUUGUACACCCUGAUGUGUGAGAAGAUUCUGAAUUUUUAUCAUAAUGCAUUCUAUAGACUUAGAUACAUGCUGUCUACUAUCACAUACAUCUUGUGUGUGGCAGCAUAUACGCUUGCAGAUAUAUCAUGGUUAAAUGAUGGUUUCCUAAAUGAGAAUUUUAUAUUUUUUACACAUGCUUUGAGACCUAAGCCAAUGCAGAUUGUAAAGUCAGUUUUUGUUUGUGGUACUGACCUUUUUGAAAAUCCUGCUCCUUCAAUAAACUGUUUGUAUUGAU